This is a messenger RNA of Styela clava, 2673 nucleotides long. RefSeq lists its product as uncharacterized. The record is from RefSeq and is a predicted model, not a curated record. NCBI's taxonomy places the organism in Eukaryota, Metazoa, Chordata, Ascidiacea, Stolidobranchia, Styelidae. Gene Ontology annotation, biological process: biosynthetic process. Gene Ontology annotation, molecular function: L-2-aminoadipate:2-oxoglutarate transaminase activity; pyridoxal phosphate binding.
GCGAGUGAAAAUACGCUAAAAAAGUCGGCUCUUUUUAGGAGCGCGUAAUCGCGGCGACUGUUUCAGAAGAGAAAUGGAAUUUUCGAUUCCGACUAUUCAAAUCAGGUAGUUGACUAUGCAAACCAAACACAGAAAAAUGUUUGGCACGCGAAGGUGCUCAUUAUUUAUAAAAUGGCACGCUGAGUUUAAAAGGUUGCCGACCCCUGACAUAGAACAUGUUAUGUAGGGGAAUUCCCUUUUACUUGUUAUUCAUUGAUUUUAAUCGUAAUGGCUGAGUUUUUGAAUGGAUUCGAAGAGUCUGCUGGAUCUGAAAACUACAAUAAUAAAGUUUUACUUCAGAUUGGAGCACCUGGCCCAGCUACACUUCGUGACGUGGGAAAAAUAAUAAAGGAUGCCACAAUUCAACAUUUUGAUGAAACAAAUAUUCAUUGUGAAGAAGUUCUGCAAUACGGAUGUACAUCAGGAAAUUUUCAAUUCAAGGAAGAACUUGCUAAAUUUUUAUCAAGCAAUUAUAGGAAUCCUGUUCAUAGCAAAGAUUUGUUUGUCAACACUGGAUCAAGUCAAGGACUGCACAAUCUUUUAUCUGUAUAUUUUCAACCUGGUGAUAUCUUGUUCGUGGGAGAUCCAACCUACUGGACAUUACUAGACACAAUAUCCCAUACGUUUGAUUUCAAAAUUGUCGGAAUCAAACUGGAUGAAAAUGGGAUGGUUGUGGAUGACCUGGAAAAAUACCUAGAAGCUCACACAUUAAGACCUUCGACAGAUAGACAUCCAUUUCGAGCAGUUGCCUACGUCAUGCCAGUAUAUCAUAACCCGACUACAAUUUGUCUUUCAGAAGAUCGUUGUAGAAAGUUAAUCAAAUUAGCACGAAAAUAUGAACUUAUGGUGGUAACUGACGAUGUGUAUAACAUUCUUACGUAUUCUGCUCCAGACUCUAAGGAUCCCAAACUUGCAAAACCACCAACUAGAAUGUUUUAUCUUGAUAAUAAAUCGGAUCCUGAUUAUAAAGGAAAUGUCAUUUCCAUUGGUACCUUCUCAAAAAUCCUGUGUCCUGGAUUGCGUCUUGGUUGGUUCGAAAUCCCACAUCAUGUUCUUGAAAGAUUUAACAAAAUAUUAUUGAGCUUAAGUGGAAAUGGACGGAAUCCUUACACAAGUGCAAUUGUUACAGCAGGAUUGAAAUCUGGUUCUGUACAGCAACAUGUUACAAAACUGAGACAGUUUUAUGCAGAAAAGAUGAAGCACGUACAAGGUUUAAUAACAACUUCACUUCGUUCUUAUGGUGUGAAGUGUAGUUGUCCAGAUGGUGGAAUAUUUUUGUGGGUUGUGCUGCCAGAGGGAAAAUUGUCUCAAAGUGUAUUAGACUCAGCUAGCAAUGAACUCAGCUUUAUCACUGGAGAUAGGUGUUCAUUUUCCCACUCUCAUGGCGAUGGAAUGAGAAUAUGUAUUUCCUUUUAUGAACCAGAUGUGCUUUAUCCAGCUAUAGAAAAAUUGUGCAAUUAUAUCAAGAACAUGCUUAGCAGAAAAGAAUGAAAAUGCUCAAGCCAAUCAAAUGCAUGGAUGAUGAGACUCGCAACUCGCUACCGUACCCGAGUUAUCAAGACUCGUCAUUUUGAUUGCUGCAUUUACGGUUUAUAGAAUUAUAAUUACCGGUACUAUUUCUCUAGGUUUUUCAUAGUUUAUUUAUAUCGAAUCAUGAUACGAUUUUUAUUUCUUCAAUCAUAAAACUUGAUCGAGACAUCUAGACAAAAUUAUAUUCUUAAACGGGCAAAUGCAAGUCCUGCUGGGUUGCUGUUUGCGUUUUUCGUUAACUGGUGACAAGCUACUACGUAGUCAGUUACGACGCUGAUCGUCGGGUGCAGGAUAACUCUCAGACGUGAUUACGCGUCAAAUGACAACAAGACGCAGACACCAUCAUCGAGUCCAUGCUUACGAAAACAGAUAACUGGCUAACUAAUCUCAUAACCGACCUGGACGAGAGCCAGUGAUUCGCCAUAUCAUUAAGCCGUCUUAUCGGCUUUCCUCUCCCCUAGGAUAAAUAUAGUAGUCCUAUCCAGUGACGAUUAGAUGUCGGUCCUCAGUAGGCGGAUGACUUGCCUGUUUGCUUACUUUGACGAUGUUUACUUAGUGCAGAAUGACAUAAUUUGUUCGUAGAUAUUGUAUCAAUUCACGAGAUUGAUCUUGAUUUAUUCGAAAAAUCAUGUGUCUCAAUAUUUUCUUAAUCAAUUUUUCCGUAUUUCAAAAAUAUGUCUGAAUAUUUUUUUUUAAUUUUCCAUGACGUGUUCACAAUUUAUUUCUGAAUUGCCUAAGAUUUUGUUUGUGGAUCAUUCUGGCUUGAUGUCAGUUUCCGAGUCUACGUUUACUUAUGCAGCAGCAAUGACGAGCGUGGAACCCGGCUUCUGAAAACUUGGGACGUCAUGGUCAAUGGAAGUUUUUUUGGUUGUUUCGAAGUUCAGGACCACUAUCCAUGUUCAGUUAUGUCCCAGGAAUGGAAGUGCCUAGAACUCGUGGUUUUGUGGCUUAUUCUGUUUCGCAAUGCCCUGAAUUCAGGCUAACCAAUUUAGACGAGUGAACUAAUGUUUCCACUACAGUUGACAGAACGCUAUUUUCUCAUCUUCGGAAUUGUUGAAUGAUCCAUGUGUCCCGUUGUAAUCGGUCCAACUAAUAUGAACACCC